AUGGCGACCACAAAUAUCCUCAUCGAGACCUUCUCCGGUCUCGGCCUCCCCUCCACCCUAUCCCUGCCUCUCCCGUCAGCCUCCUCGAUAUCCAACGUCUUCUCCUCCCUCGACGCAUAUCUCCCACCUGUUACGACACCCCUUCGCCUUACCACUACGAAGGGAGCAAUUCUCUCUCCUACAUCUAGAACUCCACUUUCAUCUCUUCUCAACGAUCUCACAGAUGACUUCCUCACUCUCCGCCUUACGGCGCCACUUCCCGGCGGUAAGGGUGGUUUCGGUUCCCAGCUUCGUGCUGCUGGUGGACGUAUGUCCUCGCGAAAACGCAAGGGACAAGAGAACAGCGACAGUUGUAGAAACUUAGAUGGAAGAAGGUUAAGAACCGUCAAAGAGGCAAAGGCGCUUGCACAAUAUCUUGAGACAAAGCCGGAUAUGGACAAGAAGGAACGCGAUAAAAGGAAAGAAAGGUGGGGGAAGGUCAUCGAGGCCGCCGAUGAGAAGAUAAGAGGUGGUGGAAAUGUCAACCAGAGAUUCGACGACGCGAAGUGGUUGGAGGAGAAGGACGAGGGGAGAGAUAAGGCUAGAGAGGCGGUUCUAAGAGCCAUGAAAGCAAAUUCUAGUGCCGCUAGAGUACCAAGCCCAUCCGGUCAGAGCUCCACAAGCGAGGAUUUGGAAGGCAGCGACGACGAGAAAAACAACAGUUCCGAGGAAUCCUCGAAGUCAAGUGAAGACGAGAAGGUUCUACCACCUACCAAGAAGGUCAAGGUACAACCAAAGAAAAUUUUCGGGUUCGACGAAGAUGAUGACUUUCUGUCGUCAAGUGACGAAGAGGAGGAAGAGGAGGUCUCUGGCAAAGGAAAGGCUAGAGCAUGA
Molecule: messenger RNA, 873 nt
Organism: Orbilia oligospora ATCC 24927
Lineage: Eukaryota; Fungi; Ascomycota; Orbiliomycetes; Orbiliales; Orbiliaceae
Exons: 1
Coding region: 1-873 (290 amino acids)
Cellular component (GO): nucleus
Source: RefSeq, a predicted model, not a curated record